Messenger RNA from Pogona vitticeps (central bearded dragon), 6903 nucleotides. RefSeq names its product ATPase copper transporting beta (gene ATP7B). Gene Ontology annotation, molecular function: ATP binding; ATP hydrolysis activity; copper ion binding. The record is from RefSeq and is a predicted model, not a curated record. NCBI's taxonomy places the organism in Eukaryota, Metazoa, Chordata, Lepidosauria, Squamata, Agamidae. Gene Ontology annotation, biological process: copper ion homeostasis; copper ion import. Gene Ontology annotation, cellular component: trans-Golgi network; plasma membrane.
GAAAUACUUAGACCUGUUUGUAAAUGUAGACAGCCCAGGACUGCCUUCUGCUAUGCAAGGAGACAGGGAGGAGUUUAAUCUUCUUAGCCACACACUGGGCUGGUGCAGAAGCAGCGAGAAGUAGUUUUGGCAGUAUCAGAUAGCACUUUUUCCUUCGGGUUUGCUGUGUCCUAAACUUCAUAAGAGGAUGGGAAAGAAAAAAGCAAGGUCACCUCUUGCGACACUAAGCCACAGAAACCUUACUCUGGUGCAUUUCUGUAAAGAGCAGCCUUCUAAGAACCCGCUUGGGUGGGAAGGUGGUGGUGAAUACAAGCAGGCAGGAAGUCUCUUGAAAACGAGUGGUCUGCCUCGGAUAGAGGAGGAGGCUUCCUGCACCGUCUUGCCAGGAGUGCUAAAGAACAGUGACAGACAGGCAGUAUCUGGGCAUGAUUCGCCUGCCUCCCUAUCAGCAUCAACAAUGAAGCACAGGCUUGCCUUUGACAAUGUUAGCUUUGUGGAUGACGUGGAGCCUUCACCCUCUCUCCCUUCUCCAGUGAACACUGUUACUCUCCAUAUCAUGGGUAUCACUGGCCAGGACACUGUCCAAUCUAUUGAGGGCUACAUUUCCAAGGUAAAAGGAAUUGUGAGUGCUAAGGUGUCUCUGGAGGGAAGUAAGGCCGUGAUACAAUAUUUGGAAGCAGAAAUAAGUCCCCAUCAGAUCUGCCAGGAAAUAAAAGACUUGGGGCUUGAUGCCACUGCAGGAGAUACAAAGCAGUCUUCAGCGCCUGGCAUAGGAGAAGCUUUCAUUAAAAUGAAAAUAGAAGGCAUGACCUGUCAGUCUUGUGUCAACACGAUUGAAGAAAAGAUUGGGAAACUGCAUGGUGUAAAGAAAAUCAAAGUCUCCCUCACCAACCAAGAAGCCGCCAUUACUUAUCAUCCUGUUAGAAUUAAACCUGAAGAAUUAAAGAAUAAUAUAGAUGGCCUGGGCUAUGAAAGUGCUAUCAAGGACAAGCAAGCCCCCUUGAAUCUUGGGUUGAUCGACACAGAACGAUUGUGGCAGGUAAACGGAAGAACCCCUGACGGGCUUGAUGGUGACAGAGAUAUGAUGGGAAAUAGCGUAACGGAUGUUGUGGUGCUGGGUGUGGAAGGAAUGCACUGCAAAUCCUGCGUCAAUCUCAUUGAAGGUUCAGUCUCAGACAUGCCUGGGGUACGAUGUAUCAAAGUGUCCUUGGAACAGAAAAAUGCCGUUAUACAGUUUGACAAAAAACUGACUACUCCAUCCUUCUUGCAGCAAGCUAUUCAAGCCCUUCCUCCGGGCAACUUUAAAGUAUCCUUGUCUGCUGAAGUUGAGAGCCAUAAUGGACCAACUGUCUCAAACCCAACGUUCUCUUUGCCUUGUCACUCUAGCAGCCCUCCCCAAGUAGAAACACAGAGCGAGUCCAGCACAACCGUAAUUAAGGUGGAUGGAAUGACUUGCAAUUCCUGCGUGAAAUCCAUUGAAAGUGCCAUGUCCCAAAGGAAAGGGGUGGUGCAUAUCUCUGUGUCUUUAGCAGAAGGGACAGCAACUAUGUCUUACAGUUCAGUUGUAACCAACCCUGAGGAUCUGCGAGCUGCUAUAGAAGACAUGGGAUUUGAUGCUUCUGUCCUAAUAGAUGCCACCACCACCGGGAAAUCUACUAAGGGAGGUACAGAGCCCAGUAUACCCGCCUCUUCCUCCUUGGCAAGCAAAGCUGCCCCAGUAUUGUCACAUGGAGAAGACUUCUCACAGAAAAAGAACAUAGAUCAUGACCCUCCAAAGCUUCCCAGUGCAGGAACAACUGAAAGAUGCUUCAUAUUGGUCACAGGCAUGACGUGCACAUCAUGUGUAUCAAGCAUAGAGAAGAAUCUGGAAAAAGAGGAUGGAAUAGUGUCUGUACUUGUUGCUUUGAUGGCGGGGAAAGUUGAGGUCAAAUAUAAGCCAGACAGAAUUGAGCCUCUUGAAAUCACCCAGUUGAUUGAGAACUUGGGUUUUGGAGCUUCAGUCAUAGAUGAUGAUCCCGGUGCAAAUGGCAGUAUCGAUCUUAUAAUCCUAGGAAUGACCUGUGCUUCAUGUGUUUAUAACAUUGAAUCCAAACUUACCCAAACGCCUGGCGUUCUUCAUGCAUCGGUAGUGCUGGCUACCUCCAAGGCCCAUGUCCGCUUUGACCCUGAAGUGGUUGGUCCUCGAGACAUUAUAAAGAUUAUUCAGGGCAUUGGUUUUCAGGCAUCUUUGGCUAAAAGAGAUCCAAAGGAUCAUAACCUGGAUCACAAGCAGGAGAUCCAACAGUGGAGGAAAUCGUUCUUGUGGAGCCUGCUCUUUGGUAUCCCAGUUUUGAGCUUAAUGAUUUACAUGUUGAUACCCUCUGGUGACCAUCCUGAAUCCAUGGUGCUGGAGAAGAAUGUCAUUCCUGGAUUAUCUAUUCUAAACCUUCUCUUCUUUGUCCUUUGCACUUUGGUUCAGGUCCUUGGUGGAUGGUACUUCUAUGUCCAAGCCUACAAGUCACUGAAGCACAAGAUGGCCAACAUGGAUGUCCUUAUCGUGCUGGCCACCUCGAUAGCUUACGCCUACUCGUGCGCCAUUUUGAUAGUUGCCAUUGCUGAAAAGGCAGAGCGAAGUCCUGUCACUUUUUUUGACACUCCUCCAAUGCUGUUUGUGUUCAUAGCUCUUGGGCGAUGGCUGGAACAUAUAGCAAAGAGCAAAACAUCAGAGGCGCUUGCCAAAUUAAUCUCUCUUCAAGCUACAGAAGCUGUUGUAGUGACACUUGGACCUGACAAUUGUAUCAUCAGGGAGGAACAAGUGUCUGUUGAAUUGGUCCAAAGAGGCGAUAUCGUCAAGGUGGUACCUGGAGGGAAAUUCCCAGUGGAUGGGAAAGUGAUUGAAGGCAGUUCUAUGGCAGAUGAAUCUCUCAUCACUGGGGAAGCCAUGCCUGUUGUUAAGAAGCCUGGCAGCACAGUUAUUGCAGGCUCUCUAAAUGCGCACGGAUCUGUGCUUGUCAGUGCCACUCACGUUGGUGCUGAUACCACCCUCGCGCAAAUUGUGAAACUAGUAGAAGAAGCUCAGAUGUCAAAGGCACCCAUUCAGCAGCUAGCUGACAAAUUUAGUGGAUAUUUUGUCCCUUUUAUAGUAAUCAUUUCAACUGUAACUCUGGUCACAUGGAUCGGAAUUGGAUUUCUACACUUUGAUAUUGUGCUGAAAUACUUUCCUCAUCAUAGUAAGCAAAUUUCGAAAGCAGAAGUUGUUGUGCGCUUUGCCUUCCAGACCUCCAUCACUGUCCUGUCCAUUGCAUGCCCUUGUUCCUUGGGUCUGGCUACCCCGACAGCCGUCAUGGUGGGCACUGGAGUUGCUGCACAAAAUGGUAUUCUCAUCAAAGGUGGGAAACCCCUGGAAAUGGCACACAAGAUAAAGACAGUGAUGUUUGAUAAAACCGGGACCAUCACCUAUGGCGUGCCAAGAGUCAUGAGGGUUCUCUUGCUCGGAGACGCAGGAGCUACAUUGUCUCUGAAGAAGGUGCUUGCGGUAGUUGGCACAGCAGAAGCCCACAGCGAGCACCCUCUGGGAAUGGCUGUCACAAAAUACUGCAAGGAGGAACUUGGCACAGAGACCCUUGGCUACUGCAAAGAUUUUCAAGCAGUCCCUGGAUGUGGAAUAAGCUGCAAUGUCAGCGGUGUUGAAGUUGUGUUGGGUGAAUCUGAGCAACACUUGAAUGAUAACCCCAGUCCUCACCUUGGUAUGGGUGACAGAGGUACAACAGAACAAAAUUCGCAGCCCUUGAUCUCAAAACUGGGAGAUGCAGAUGUUUCUCAGACUUAUUCCGUAUUGAUAGGAAAUCGGGAAUGGAUGAGACGGAAUGGCUUGUAUAUCUCCAGUGAUGUUCAUGAAGCCAUGACAGGCCAUGAAAUGAAAGGACACACGGCUAUCCUCGUGGCUAUAAAUGGUGCACUUUGUGGCAUGAUUGCAAUAGCAGACACUGUGAAGCCAGAGGCAGCUUUAGCGAUGCACACAUUGCAAAAUAUGGGAGUGGAUGUCGUGCUUAUCACAGGAGACAACAGGAAAACAGCCAAAGCAAUUGCAACUCAGGUUGGGAUCAGGAAAGUAUUUGCUGAGGUCCUCCCAUCUCACAAGGUAGCCAAGGUCCAGGAACUCCAGACAGCAGGGAAGAGAGUUGCCAUGGUUGGAGAUGGAGUCAAUGAUUCACCAGCCUUGGCAAGAGCAGAUGUUGGCAUUGCUAUUGGAACAGGCACAGAUGUUGCCAUAGAAGCGGCAGAUGUGGUGCUGAUUCGGAAUGACUUACUUGAUGUGGUUGCAAGUAUUCAUCUCUCCAAGAGGACAGUAAAAAGAAUCCGAAUAAAUCUGAUCUUGGCCUUAAUAUACAAUCUGCUAGGCAUACCCAUAGCAGCAGGAGUCUUUAUGCCUGUUGGCAUCGUGUUACAACCAUGGAUGGGGUCAGCAGCUAUGGCAGCAUCUUCUGUAUCUGUUUUGCUCUCUUCCCUCCAGCUUAAAUGCUACAAAAAACCAGGCACGGAAACAUACGAAGCACGAGCUCAUGGACGCAUGAAGCCCAUUACUCCAUCCCAAGUCAGUGUCCACAUUGGAAUGGAUGAUAGGAGACGAGGCCUUCGCAAAUCAGAGGCUUGGGAUGAUGCCAGUCAAGUAUAUCUUUGUUCUUUGACUUCAGACAGAUUGGGGGAUUCUUUAGGUAAUGAAGCAGACAAGUGGUCUCUGCUCACAAGCAGCCAAGAUGAAGACCAGUAUAUUUAAGAAGGCUGCGCUCUGUGACUGAUCAUAAUAUUCUGGGACUGGACUACUUUACUCUGUGGCUCUUCUACAAAAGAGGCGUGGGAUUCUUGCGUUUGGCUUCCAGAGUGCCUGUAGGGUGUGUUUAGUGCUCAGAUGGACGUGGAGGGAGCACCUUUAAACUGAUGUAGGUCUCUGAGCCUGCUGCUUAAGAAUGCCACUUUAAUUUGGAAUUUGAUCUCUCUCUGUCCCACGCUGGAGUCAGGGGUCUAGUUUCUGAUAUGAACUAUUCCUUCGAAUAUAAGUGCAUUUCUAUUUUAAGCUCUCCGCAAUGCAGUGGGAACUCUGAAAAGCAGAGCAGUGAAGAGAGAGCCUCCUGGAUAGGAUCUGGCUUAUUAAAUACAUACUGCCACCAAUUUAUAACAGAGAAGGGAGACAACUUAAUUAUAGUGAUUAUAUGAAGCAGCAUUCUGUUAGGAUCUGCCAAUCACAGGCAUCAACACUCUCCCUCCCCCAAGACCUCUCAUCGCCUUUUGUACAACAGUUGGGUUGUUGGAGGGAAGAAACAAGCGGGCUCCGCAGUUAAACGGCAGCAAACCUGACAGGGCUCCGAGGUUCCCGGGUCAAGUGUGUCAGAGUUGGGAGGAGCCAAAAAAGCACCUCGGUUCUCCCCAACUUACUGACUGGCUUGUACUGUGGCAGCAUGAGGGCUAAGCUUUUGUGGGCAAAGUCUGGGUUCCUGUGACCGAGAGGGGCCCCAAACGAUGCCCCUUGUACAGUGCUGCCAAACCAAAACAUGGUCCUCACAGGUGAGGCUCUGCUGCCCCUGCCAUCUUCAUUUGACAGGUUGUCGCAGAAUGAGAGUGGCAGUGAGCCCAGCCAAUCAGAUGGUAUCUUUCUGAAUGCACCAGUGCCACCUAUCCCAAAAACCGUUUGUUGCCACUUUCUCUCUUUCUGGGGCAAUUAUUCAACUGAAGAUGGUGGGCUGCCAGAACGGUGCUUUGUUUUGUAGCUUGCCAUGCUUACUGCUACCUCCUGCGCUAUUUAUUCACCUGCAUUGAUUAGUUCCCUCCUUUCUCUCAAAUUUGGCCCUGAUAGGGUCAUUGCUUAUAAUGACAGAGUCUCCCCCCCUCUAGCUUUGACUUUAUUAUUAUUUUUCACUAAAUAAAGAAAUGAACUUCGGUUUUCAUAAGAGAGUCUAUUCAUUUCAUCUUUCUUAAAAGCCACUUGUGUAUUCAGAUGCUUUGUAAAGCCAAGUGUAUCUUCCUUUAAGUUGCUUCCCAAUUGGCAUGUUGGUUUGAAUAACAGUGAAGAAUUUUUUAAAAUAUGUUUUUUGUCACUUUCCAAGCUUUAAACUUCACGAGCUGUCACAAGCUGUGACAGAUAGAUUAUUGCUCUAUUCUCAAUGAAAUUCUAGUCUCCAACCUCCCUCCAUCUCCUGUUUCUCAUGUAAAAUAAUAAGUAUUUGAAAAGAACAGUCCCACAAACACGAACAUUCAGAUAAUUACCUAGAAAAUUUAAGAGCUCACUAGGGUAGGGUAGGCGGACAAGCGGCGCAACAGGAGGCAACAAUCAACCUCCAUCCUCGCCAGCUUCAUUUUAAUUGCAUCUCCAGACUAAAAGUAAACUUUAGCCAAUCAGAUGGCACUUUGGAGGGCAUUUUAGCCCCAGUACUGGCUAUGUGUCCCCAAACAUACAUCUUGUGUUGUCAGGAGGGAGCAUCAUAAUUGUUGCUUUAUACCCAGAAGUGGAAGUGUUCUGGGCUGGGCCCAUUGCAGUAUUAUUUAACACACAAAUAAUCUCCUUUCUCUUGACUACAAAUGUGGGGUAAGUAGUGGUGGUGGUAAUAGUAAGUAAAUAAUAUUUUUAAAUGUUAGGAUAUACUGUAGGAGAAGUGUUAACAGAGCAAACACCUACACCAAAUGGCAGCUAACCUAAUGUGUGGAUUCCAUUCUUUAAAAGCAGAACAGUUUUCAGCACUCACUUUCCCGCUUUGGAAAGAAAUCACACCCACAAUUGUCCCACACCCUACCCCAUUUUGUGCAGCAUCAUUGAUGUCAUCUAGACAUAGCCAAAAAUGGUCCUAAAGCAGCGCUUCCCAACCUUUGGGUCCUCAGAUGUUCUUGGACUACAAUCUCCAGAAAUUCUGGCCAACACAGCUAGUAGUGAAG